Penaeus indicus is the source of this 2685-nucleotide messenger RNA. RefSeq names its product cell surface glycoprotein 1-like. The record is from RefSeq and is a predicted model, not a curated record. Lineage: Eukaryota; Metazoa; Arthropoda; Malacostraca; Decapoda; Penaeidae. The transcript has 4 exons. Bases 1 to 2685 code for a protein of 894 amino acids.
AUGGCGCGUGAUGCUUCCGGAAACUUCGCUCGCUGCCUCAACCCGUCCACUUCACUGCUUCACUUCUUGGCGCUUCGGAGUUUAAUGUCGCUCUCGUAUCACAACAUUGAUAUUGGCAACGGAGUGCUUCGAGGAGAAAUAUCCGAUGCCGAUGGUUUUCCGGACGCUGCUGCCUCUAGACUGAUUCUGGAACUAAAUAUGGCUGGCGGAGAUGCCGACAUACUCGAUCAGAUUGUUGCUUUCAAGACUUUGCCAACGAGGGACACUCAUGUAGCAGAGGUCACAGGAGAAACAGAAGCCGAAGGAAAAACAGAAGCCACAUGGGGAAUAGAAGUCACAGGAGAAACGGAUGUCACGGGAGAAAUAAAGAUCAAAGGAAAAACAGAAGGCAUAGGAGAAACAGAAGCCACAUGGGAAACAGAAACUUCAGGACAAACAGAAUCCACAUGGGAAACACAAACCACAAGGGAAACAGAAACUUCAGGACAAACAGAAGUCACAGGGGAAACACAAACCACAAGAGAAACAGAAAUUUCAGGACAAACAAAAGCCACAUGGGAAACACAAACCGCAAUGGAAACAGAAACUUCAGGAGAAGCAGAAACCACAUGGGAAACACAAACCACAAGGGAAACAGAAACUUCAGGACAAACAGAAGUCACAGGGGAAACACAAACCACAAGAGAAACAGAAAUUUCAGGACAAACAAAAGCCACUUGGGAAACACAAACCGCAAUGGAAACAGAAACUUCAGGAGAAGCAGAAACCACAUGGGAAACACAAAUCACAAGGGAAACAGAAACUUCAGGGCAAACAGAAGCCACAGGGGAAACACAAACCACAAGAGAAACAGAAACUUCAGGGCAAACAGAAGUCACAGGGGAAACACAGACCACAAAAGAAAUAGAAAUUUCAGGACAAACAAAAACCACUGGGGAAACAGAAACCACAGGAAAAGCAGAAACUUCAGGAGAAGCAGAAACCAAAGAAGAAACAGGGUCCUACAGUAAUUAUGACAGAAUACCUAUUAACGCGAUCCUGAACACAAGCCAGGGUUACGUGUCACAUCCUCAACACACGAAUCCAGGAGAUGGAAAACACAGAACGGAGAAAGAGCCUCUUCCUGUCUCUUCUCUGAUUGUCACAAGUGGCCUUUUCCCUGUGUCCUCCUAUGCGACGCCCACGUACGAUCCCUUCCCCGUCUCUCCUGUGACGCCCACAGAUGAUCCUGUCCCUGAUUCUUACUCUUUGUCUCCCACAGAUGAUUCCGUCCCUGUCUCUUCCUUUCUGAAUCCCACAGACAAUCCGGACUCUGACUCUCUCCCCAUAACUCCCACAGAAGAUCCGGUCCCUAUCUCUCUUCUGACUUCCAUAGAUGAUCCUAUACCUAUAUCUUCUCCUUUAACCCCCUUAAAGGCUUCUGUUCCUGUCUCUCCUCCCCUGACUUCCCCUAUAAUUCCCACAAAUGCGCCUAUCCUUGUCUCUCCUCUGGCACCCACAGAUGAUUCUUUCCUCGUCUCAUCUCCUGUGACUCCCGUAGAUGUUACUGUACUUGGUUCUCCUCCUCUUUUUCCCACGGAAGAUCCUGUUCCUAUCUCUCCUCUGAUUGUCACAAGUGGCCUUUUCCCUGUGUCCUCCUAUGCGACGCCCACGUACGAUCCCUUCCCCGUCUCUCCUGUGACGCCCACAGAUGAUCCUGUCCCUGAUUCUAACUCUUUGUCUCCCACAGAUGAUUCCGUCCCUGUCUCUUCCUUUCUGAAUCCCACAGAAGAUCUUGCCCUUGUCUCUCUUCCUCUUAUUCCCACAGAAGAGCCUCUUCCUGUCUCUUCUCUGAUUGUCACAAGUGGCCUUUUCCCUGUGUCCUCCUAUGCGACGCCCACGUACGAUCCCUUCCCCGUCUCUCCUGUGACGCCCACAGAUGAUCCUGUCCCUGUUUCUCCCACAGAAGAUCUUGCCCUUGUCUCUCUUCCUCUUAUUCCCACAGAAGAGCCUCUUCCUGUCUCUUCUCUGAUUGUCACAAGUGGCCUUUUCCCUGUGUCCUCCUAUGCGACGCCCACGUACGAUCCCUUCCUGUCCUUUUCCUCUAACUCCUUCAACCAUGACUGCCACAGACGAUCCUUUCCCUUCCACUUCUCCUAUGACCCUAUCCCUGUCUCUUCCCUUCUUACUCCACCUCUUCCUGUCUCUUCUCUGAUUGUCACAAGUGGCCUUUUCCCUGUGUCCUCCUAUGCGACGCCCACGUACGAUCCCUUCCCCGUCUCUCCUGUGACGCCCACAGAUGAUCCUGUCCCUGUUUCUCCCACAGAAGAUCUUGCCCUUGUCUCUCUUCCUCUUAUUCCCACAGAAGAGCCUCUUCCUGUCUCUUCUCUGAUUGUCACAAGUGGCCUUUUCCCUGUGUCCUCCUAUGCGACGCCCACGUACGAUCCCUUCCCCGUCUCUCCUGUGACGCCCACAGAUGAUCCUGUCCCUGUUUCUCCCACAGAAGAUCUUGCCCUUGUCUCUCUUCCUCUUAUUCCCACAGAAGAGCCUCUUCCUGUCUCUUCUCUGAUUGUCACAAGUGGCCUUUUCCCUGUGUCCUCCUAUGCGACGCCCACGUACGAUCCCUUCCCCGUCUCUCCUGUGACGCCCACAGAUGAUCCUGUCCCUGUUUCUCCCACAGAAGAUCCAGUCCCAACUACCCCAUAA